Messenger RNA from Trichechus manatus latirostris (Florida manatee), 1162 nucleotides. RefSeq names its product ATPase H+ transporting V1 subunit E1 (gene ATP6V1E1). Gene Ontology annotation, biological process: proton transmembrane transport. Lineage: Eukaryota; Metazoa; Chordata; Mammalia; Sirenia; Trichechidae. The record is from RefSeq and is a predicted model, not a curated record. Gene Ontology annotation, molecular function: proton-transporting ATPase activity, rotational mechanism. The transcript has 9 exons. Bases 113 to 793 code for a protein of 226 amino acids. Gene Ontology annotation, cellular component: proton-transporting two-sector ATPase complex, catalytic domain.
GAAGCCGGGUUAUAAAGCUGAAAGCUACGCCGGGUUUUCGUCUCUUCAUUCUGCCGCCCGCUUCAAACCGAAACUCCAGCUUGUUGCCCACUGGCCUAGCAAAGCUUUCGCCAUGGCCCUCAGCGAUGCUGACGUGCAAAAGCAGAUUAAGCACAUGAUGGCUUUCAUUGAACAAGAAGCCAAUGAGAAGGCAGAAGAAAUAGAUGCAAAGGCAGAAGAAGAGUUCAACAUUGAGAAAGGUCGUCUUGUGCAAACCCAAAGACUGAAGAUUAUGGAAUACUAUGAGAAGAAAGAAAAGCAAAUUGAGCAGCAGAAGAAAAUUCAGAUGUCCAAUUUGAUGAAUCAAGCAAGACUGAAAGUCCUCAGAGCAAGAGAUGACCUAAUCACAGACCUACUAAAUGAAGCAAAACAGAGACUCAGCAAGGUGGUAAAAGAUACAACCAGGUACCAAGUGCUGCUGGAUGGACUGGUCCUCCAGGGUUUGUACCAGUUGCUGGAGCCCCGAAUGAUCGUUCGUUGCAGGAAACAGGAUUUCCCGCUGGUAAAGGCUGCGGUGCAAAAAGCAAUCCCUAUGUACAAAAUCGCCACCAAAAAAGAUGUUGAUGUCCAAAUUGAUCAGGAGACCUACCUGCCUGAGGACAUAGCUGGUGGUGUUGAGAUCUAUAAUGGGGAUCGUAAAAUAAAGGUUUCCAACACCCUAGAAAGCCGGCUGGAUCUCAUAGCCCAGCAGAUGAUGCCAGAAGUACGGGGAGCCUUGUUUGGUGCUAAUGCCAACAGGAAGUUUUUGGACUAAGUGUUUUGGAGGUGGAGUUCAUUCCACUCCUUUACUGAUAGGAUAUGGAAGUUUCUGAUAUUUGAAGAACCAAGAUUAUCUGUGUAACCUUCUCUUUGCUGUUGUAAUAUUGUUCUGUAUUUAUCAGUGGAAUACCCUAUGUAAUCAAUGCCCUUGGCCUAAUUGUUACCAACAGGAGCAAGUUUCAGUUAAAAUGAUCGGGAACCUACUCUAUAAAAGCAACCCAACUUUCAGUUGGUUCUGCAGCAUGAAGGUGAGGGGAUCAAAUGGUGGUUGCAUGAACUUCACUCGGUGUUCUGCUCUUUCUAGCUCUAGAAAUCUAAACCAUGAAAAUGUGCUUUAUUUAUUAAAAGAAAAGGUUUAUGUGGA